Plasmodium cynomolgi strain B is the source of this 1647-nucleotide messenger RNA. Its product is annotated as Pv-fam-d protein. Lineage: Eukaryota; Apicomplexa; Aconoidasida; Haemosporida; Plasmodiidae. The coding region runs from base 1 to 1647 and encodes 548 amino acids. The record is from RefSeq and is a predicted model, not a curated record. The transcript has 2 exons.
AUGGUAGAGAGGACCAACAGAAUCACCUUCUUUUCCAACAUUUUUGCGAUCACACUGUUAGUACUGGCGUCGAACUACUCCAAUGAGCCAAUCAACUAUGACGUACCACUGAACGAAGAAAUGAACUACCUAAUGGGGAACCAUGUAGGUGCUAGAACGAGCAGACUGUUGGCACAAAGAGCAACGGAUGCAAAUCUUCGAAAAAAGAAACCUCUUUUAAAAAGUAAAACAAAAGUUCUCCACGAUGCCGACGGCAUCACUGAUAGUGAGACCUCGUUAAUUAAUGAAAGUACUGAUUCAAUUAGCUCCCUCAUUACGAACGAACGUUCUGGUGCAAGCUUGGAUGACCUUAGUACUCUGAAUAGUUCGGAUUCGCUAAAUUCCGAGGCGCCUUCAGAAGCGAGUACAUUCCAGAACAACACCAUGUCCAGCGUGGAUUCGCUAAAUUCCGAGGCGCCUUCAGAAGCGAGUACAUUACAGAGCAACACCAUGUCUAGCGUGGAUUCGCUAAAUUCCGAAGCGCCUUCAGAAGCGAGUACAUUACAGAGCAACACUAUGUCUAGCGUGGAUUCGUUAAACUCCGUGGCGCCAUCAGAAGCGAGCACAAGCCAAAGCAGCAGCAUUUCAAGCAAGACUACAUCCACAAUGAAGGGCCACAUUAACAAAUCGAAAAAAAAUAAUAAUAUUGACAACAGCAUGUCCAGUAUGGAUUCCUUAAAUUCAGUAACUUCCUCAGAAUCGAGUAAAUUCCAGAGUAGAGAUUUUUCCAGUGCCAAUAAACGCAAAUUUGGUGAUCUCUUUAACAAAAUGCGUAAAUAUGCCCAUAGCAACAGCAUGUCUACUGCGGACUCCCUAAGCACCAUGGACCAUUCAGAUGGGAGUUUGUACGAUAGUGAUAACCUAUCGAGUGUAGGUUCACGAAGAAUGAGGAGAAACUAUAGAGGAAUUGAUAUGCAUGGUAGUAAUGCCUCCAGCUUGAAUUCGUUUAGCAUGAUGGAUGUUGCGGACGAUGACCAUUUCAGUAGAAAUUCUAUGUCUAGUAUGAACACUUUCGGAAUCAUGGACGACGGUUCAACUUUUCGAGAUUACUCAGAUUAUGGGUAUACAGACUAUGAUGGAUCUUCUUUUGGCUCACGAAGAAGAUACGGUAAAAGAGGUAAAUACGAUUCCUAUGAUCAUUACGGAAGUGGUUACUACAGUCAUGACACAGGAUAUGGGAUGUCAGAAUAUGGUGAUGGUUCGUCCUUAUCAUCAUUUCCUCUGGUGAAACAGUCCUACGAUUUAUGUCAGGCACCCCCCAGACCAAAAAAAUAUGGAAUAACUGCAAUUAUUAAGCAAAUGGAUAGAUCGUAUGAGAAACAAUUUACGAGGCUCCUUAACAAAGAUCACAGAAAUACUAGAGAUGGUGAAAGCAAAAGCUCUAGGAAGGCCAAGAUUUACGCCAAAGUUCUUUCUCCACUCAUAGCUAGCGCAACAGUUAUACUUAUCAUGAUGUGGUUUGGAUAUUCCACUCCGUUUAUUUAUGCUGGAGGUGCAUUAUACCUAGUAGCCUCAACAUACGUUUAUAAAAAAUACAAGAAAUGUGCUAAAAGGCAUGACCAGCAAAAUGCUCUUCGCUACCCAAUGAGAAGGCCCAUUGCUUUUUAA